AUGUGCUUUAAGCCAGAAAAAAUUUUGCAGCUCGGCCAAGAGUCCUCUAAAUCUUAUAAUAAUCAUUUUCCCGAGAUCUUAGAAGGAGCAACUUAUAGCUGUGGAAAAUUUCUAUCCCUUUUAGCAGAAGGGAAUUUUAAAGAUCUAGAAGACGUUGUUGAGUUAGUAAUGUUUGAAAUCUUGAAACGUCAAAUUAAACGCUACCAAGAUCUAGGAUACACAGUAUCCUCAAUUGGAAGCACAGAGAACGCCAAAGCAGAGAUUCUUGACUUUAAUACGAUUUUGGCUGUUUACUUCCUUACAAAAAUCUUUGCCUAG
Messenger RNA from Blepharisma stoltei, 318 nucleotides. The record is from the annotation of a GenBank genome assembly. NCBI's taxonomy places the organism in Eukaryota, Ciliophora, Heterotrichea, Heterotrichida, Blepharismidae.